AUGAACGUUCAAGAGAUGUUUGCUGACGGCCGCUGGGAGCACGAUGGCCGCAUCUGCUACAAGUUCUCCACAUGUGGAUCCUGCAUGACCCGGCUGCAGUUUGUCGUGAGCACGGCGCUGCCGGCAUCUUCCUUGCUCACUCGGCCGGAAGCUGGAACUGGAACAAGAUUCGGUUUCCGCUCUGCAGCCCAGGAGUGGCAAGAGCAAGUCAGCCCCGGGGAUGCCAUUGUCCGCAUCCGCCAGGAGGAUGCGAAGGAGCCCCUGCGCGUGUGCUCCAUGCGCCAGAUCCUCGAAAGCCCCUCCUGCCUUCACGAGGGGGCCUCCGCGGGCGCGCCGAAGUGGGACGCCUACUUUGCACGCAUGAUCGUGCGGAGCGACAUCCCCGAGCCUGGCAUGGCUGCCAUGCUGGUGCUGCCGCUGGGCAGGCGCCACACCGCUCUGUUUCAGGUGGGCCCGGUCCGAGCCUAUGCCCUGACGGUCCAUCCACAUCCUGAGCCUCAGAAGGUGAUCGUGUCUAAUGUCAUGUUCCUCCCCUUUGCCACAUAUCCAGUGUGGGCCACGGGGCACCUCUCUCGGCUGGCCAAGCUGGAGAAGGAUCGCUUCGAGAAGCACCUGCAGUCUAGCGAUCUGCCAAGGCUUCUGGAAGUGGACAAAUCAUACUACACCAUUCUACACCUCCGCAACUGUAACCGCGGAGCGCCACUGCUUCCGGUUCGCCCUGGGGCCAUGCCAACGCAGAGCCGACCGGAGGAGAGCGGCUGGGUGGUUGUCACGGAUGACGACGGGAUCGGUUCCUGCUGGACAAGGUGGACUGACCAAGAGUUCACUUUCUAUCUCUACCUCGAAGAGUUCCUGCGGCGGCUCGAUAUCCAGCUCAGGCUCUAUUCGGAGUUGAAUGGAAGGGCAUUGGUACCAUAUCAAGUUGCCGUACGCACGCUGGAGUGGUCGAGCUGCAGGCAGCACCUCGAGCCGGCAUUCCACCGGCAGCAGCGGGCCUACCGGCGCCUGAACGGAGGAGUUUCGGCCCCGAGGAUUGGCGAGGCCCCUGCUGCUCGUUUCCAGGUGCGAGCCCCGCACAUGAAGAAGCCCUGCUUCGCGUCGGCCAGCACCGAUGUGGUGGUGCGACGAACCUUUCUGAAGCUAGACCGUGUUCAAGAAACAUAG
This is a messenger RNA of Symbiodinium natans, 1164 nucleotides long. The record is from the annotation of a GenBank genome assembly. Lineage: Eukaryota; Dinophyceae; Suessiales; Symbiodiniaceae.